Messenger RNA from Engraulis encrasicolus (European anchovy), 759 nucleotides. Its product is annotated as cAMP-dependent protein kinase inhibitor alpha-like. NCBI's taxonomy places the organism in Eukaryota, Metazoa, Chordata, Actinopteri, Clupeiformes, Engraulidae. Gene Ontology annotation, cellular component: cytoplasm; nucleus. Gene Ontology annotation, biological process: negative regulation of cAMP-dependent protein kinase activity. The record is from RefSeq and is a predicted model, not a curated record. The transcript is spliced from 3 exons. The coding region runs from base 201 to 425 and encodes 74 amino acids. Gene Ontology annotation, molecular function: cAMP-dependent protein kinase inhibitor activity.
AUUGGUUUUGAUGCGCAGUGUAUACAGGUGGAUUCUCAGUAUCGGAGGUGAAAAAGAGAGUGAGAGAGAGCGAAGAACAGAAUCCUACCUCUUGGCAACAGCACAUAGGCAGCAUUUGCAAGAUGGUCGCCGGAUAAAAUUACUUGGGAUCAUUUUCCCCCUUGCUCUACCAGCGUGCCACAUAACGACUGACUCCUGAGAUGACCGAGGUGGAGCCGACGUUGGAUUUCGCGUCAUCCACCCGCUCCGGGCGGCGCAAUGCCCUGCCCGACAUCCUGGGCUCGCCCGCGGGCGUCAACCCCACCGACCUGCCCCUCAAACUUGCAGAGCUCUCCAUCUCAGAUGGCCCAGGGGGGGCGCAGUCCCCCACUUCCGAGGAGGCCCCAGCCCAGGCGGAGAGCGCCGAGGCCAAGGAUGGCUCCUAAAACCACUCCCGUGCCCCGACUCCAGGGGGCGCCAGGGGGCGUCACUGCUCUGGAGACAUGCAGAGAAGGGCACUGCAGACAGGACGACGAGCCAGGACGGAAGAAGAGCCAGGGCGCGUGGCGAGGGGUAAAACACCCCCCACAACAUGCUACUCUGCUGGGGGUGGGCUACUGCUGGGUCAUGGACUAUGGAACCACCUGAUGCAAGACUGAAUGGAGGAAUGCAAAAUGGGGCAGCGGACGCGUGUGUCAUAUGAAUAGGGAUUAUGCAUAUGAAUUACAAUGUGUUUAUGAUGGAUGAGAUAUCACCCUGUCGACACGUGUUCAAACACAC